ACGAAACCACGAAUGCCAUAGUAAUGAGACUGUGAGGAAGAAACCCAAAACCUUCCCAACAUAUCUGCUAUGGUGGAAUUUCGCAAAUCCCUCUCUCCGAAACAACUUUUGAACCUCCUCAAAGCAGAGAAGAACACUCACAAAGCCCUCGCUCUCUUCUACUCAGCAAGUCGCCAGCCGGGUUACGCCCACUCUCCUACCGUCUUCCACCACGUCCUCCGCCGUCUGAUCGAUCCGAAUCUCGUCUCCCAUGUGAAUCGGGUCGUCGAGCUUAUUCGGACCCAGAAAUGCGAGUGCCCAGAAGACGUCGCCUUGGCGGUGAUCAAGGCGUACGGGAAAAACUCGAUGCCUGAUCAAGCACUCGAUGUUUUCCGACGCAUGGACGAGAUUUUCGGGUGUAAACCGGAGGUAAGGUCGUACAAUUCUCUUCUCAAUGCUUUUGUUGAGGCGAACCGGUGGGAUAAGGCCGAGCAAUUCUUCGCGUAUUUUUCUGGGUCUCGUGGGGUUUCGCCGAAUUUGCAGAGUUAUAAUGUUUUGAUCAAAGUUUUGUGUAAGAAACGGAGGUUUGAGAAGGCGAAGAAGUUGUUGGAUUGGAUGUGGAGUGAAGGUUUGAAGCCUAAUCUUGUAAGUUAUGGUACUUUGAUCAAUGAGCUGGUAAAAAAUGGGAAGUUGUGGAAUGCCUUGGAGGUGUUCGAUGAAAUGCUUGAGAGAGGGGUUACUCCAGAUGUGAUGUGUUAUAAUAUUUUGAUUGAUGGGUUUUUGAGAAAAGGGGAUUUGGAAAAGGCUAAGCAGAUUUGGGAGAGGUUGUUGGAAGGGUCCGAGGUAUAUCCUAAUGCUGUGACUUACAAUGUUAUGAUUAAUGGUUUGUGCAAAUGUGGGAAGUUUAAUGAAGGUUUUGAGAUGUGGAACAGGAUGAAGAAGAACGAGAGAGAGCCGGAUUUGUUUACUUAUAGCUCGUUGAUUCAUGGGCUGUGUGAAGCUAAAAAUGUUGAUGCGGCUGAGCAAGUUUACCGAGAGAUGGUUGAGAGUGGCGUGUCGCCUGAUGUUGUUACGUAUAAUGCAAUGCUUAACGGGUUUUGCCGAGCAGGGUGGAUCAGGGAGUUCUUUGAGGUGUGGGAAGCUAUGGGAAGGAGUGGUUGUCGGAAUGUUGUAAGUUACAACAUAUUACUCAAAGGGUUGCUUGAGAACCAGAAGGUGGAUGAAGCUAUUUCUUUUUGGGAAGAUUUUCUUGGGAAAGGUCAUAUCCCGGAUUGUACAACUUACGGUGUACUAAUUCAUGGAUUGUGUAAAAAUGGGUAUUUGGAUAAGGCUUUAUUUAUACUACAAGAGGCAAAAAGUAAGGGAGCUGAUUUAGAUAUUUUUGCAUAUUCCUCGAUGAUUAACGGGCUAUGCAAAGGAGGGAGAUUAGAUGAAGCGUCUAGAGUAAUAGAUCAAAUGGGUAAACACGGUCAUAAACUGAAUUCUCACGUUUGCAAUUCAAUGAUUGAUGGAUUCAUUCGAGCUUCCAAACUUGAAUCUGGAAUUCACUUUUUCGGGGAAAUGAGGAACAAGGGUUGCUCUCCUACAGUUGUCUCUUAUAAUACUCUCAUACAUGGUUUAUGCAAAGCAGAAAGAUUUAGUGAUGCAUAUCUUUUUGCAAAAGAAAUGCUCGAAAAGGGUUGGAAACCAGAUAUGAUCACGUAUAGCUUGUUGAUAAAUGGCCUUAGUCAAGGCAAGGAAAUCAACAUGGCUCUCAACUUGUGGAAGCAAGCUCUUGACAAGGGUUUAAAGCCUGAUGUGACAAUGCACAACAUUGUAAUCCACAAGCUAUGCUGUGCAGGCAAAGUGGAAGAUGCUUUGCAACUCUAUUUUGAGAUGAGGCAGUUGAACUGUGUUUCGAAUCUUGUGACACAUAACACCCUCAUGGAGGGUUUUUUCAAAGCCAGAGACUGUAAUAAGGCAUCGCAUAUGUGGGCUCGCAUUUUAAAAUGUGGGCUACAACCAGAUAUCAUUUCAUAUAAUAUCACUCUCAAGGGGCUUUGCUCGUGCAAUAGAUUGGCAGAUGCCAUGAGGUUUGUGAAUGAUGCUUUGGAUCAUGGAAUUCUUCCAACUGUUAUAACAUGGAGCAUUCUUGUUAGAGCGGUGAUAAACAAUGGGGUAAAUAUUUGAUCCAUUUGGGAUUGAAAAGAGCUUGUUAGUUUAGUAUCCUGUGGCUUUUGAUGGAUUUCAUCAUCUGCACUUGUUGCUUCUGGGGUCACAUAUCGUUUUAGCUUCUCUCAGGAGUUUUGAUGCUUGGGAACCUCGAAACAUGUUGGAAUGAUUGCCACAAGUUGUUUAUAAGAUGCUACAAUAUGCAGUUGCCGCAGGUUAUAAUGAUGGCAUCGAAUCCAAGCCAAAGAAUUACUAAAUAUAAUAAGAACUGCUCAUCUUUUGAAAGAGAUUACAGGCUGGAUUCUUUAUUCUCUGCGUAUCCUGAACAAAUAUCUAAAUUCAUUAU
Morus notabilis is the source of this 2476-nucleotide messenger RNA. Its product is annotated as pentatricopeptide repeat-containing protein At3g09060. Bases 70 to 2148 code for a protein of 692 amino acids. Lineage: Eukaryota; Viridiplantae; Streptophyta; Magnoliopsida; Rosales; Moraceae. The transcript has 2 exons. The record is from RefSeq and is a predicted model, not a curated record. Gene Ontology annotation, molecular function: protein binding.